CCCUGUUAUCGCCAUUGCUGUCGAUCUUCGUCACUCUCUGAGCUCACUCUAUUAGUGAUCGUUAAGGUGGUAUAAUUUAGUAACCACAAUCCGAAUCGCAACAAAGAUUUUGCGGAUCAAUCGAGAGUUUUUGACCGGUGGUUGAUUUGCCUUCAUGGCUGACCUGAAGCACAGCAUUCUUAUGGUGUCUGAUUUUUUCUAUCCCAACUUUGGUGGUGUUGAGAGUCACAUUUAUUAUCUGUCCCAAUGCCUCCUAAAACUUGGUCACAAGGUGGUUGUUAUGACCCAUGCUUAUGGAAAUCGAUCAGGAGUGAGAUACAUGACAGGUGGUCUGAAGGUUUAUUAUGUACCCUGGCGGCCAUUUCUUAUGCAGAACACAUUACCUACUUUUUACGGGACAUUACCUGUAAUAAGGACUAUACUUAUUCGGGAAAAGAUAUCACUUGUGCAUGGUCAUCAGGCCUUCUCGACUCUAUGUCAUGAGGCUUUGAUGCAUGCACGCACUAUGGGAUACAAGGUUGUAUUUACUGAUCAUUCUUUGUAUGGUUUUGCUGAUGUGGGAAGCAUCCACAUGAACAAGGUUCUGCAGUUUACUUUAGCAGAUGUAACCCGGGCCAUAUGUGUUUCUCACACGAGCAAGGAAAAUACAGUGCUACGAUCAGGUUUGCCACCUGAAAAGGUUUUUGUGAUUCCUAAUGCUGUGGACACGGCUAUGUUCAAGCCUGCUCAAGAGCGACUUGGCCAUAAUGAAAUUGUUAUUGUUGUGAUAAGUAGAUUGGUUUAUCGAAAGGGUGCAGAUUUGCUUGUGGAAGUCAUUCCAGAAGUUUGCCGCUUGUAUCCUAAUGUUCGGUUCAUUGUUGGAGGAGAUGGACCUAAACGAGUGAGGUUGGAAGAGAUGAGAGAAAAGCAUUCUCUUCAAGAUCGAGUUGAGAUGUUGGGGGCUGUACCACAUGCUUCUGUACGGUCUGUACUGAUUUCUGGCCACAUAUUCUUAAACAGUUCUUUAACAGAAGCUUUUUGCAUAGCCAUAUUGGAGGCUGCAAGUUGUGGAUUAUUAACUGUCAGUACACGUGUUGGAGGAGUCCCAGAGGUUUUACCCGAUGACAUGAUAGUACUUGCUGAACCAGACCCUAGUGACAUGGUUCAAGCAAUUAAGAAGGCAAUAUCUAUCCUUCCUAAGAUUGAUCCACAAGUUAUGCAUGAUCGUAUGAAGAGGCUUUAUAAUUGGAAUGAUGUUGCUAAAAGGACAGAGAUAGUGUAUAAACGUGCUUUGAAAUGUUCUGAUCAGAGUCUCCUGGAAAGUCUCUCACGGUAUCUUUCAUGUGGUGCUUGGGCAGGCAAGCUCUUUUGCUUGGUUAUGAUAAUCGACUUUUUGCUAUGGCGACUUUUGGAGCUAUGGCAGCCUGCAAAGGAUAUUGAGGAGGUGCCUGAUGUCUUUCUACCUCGGGAUCAAGAUGGAGAAAACAUUGAAGGAUUUCGAUGAAAAUCUGAAUACUUCCUUCAAACUUUCAGGUGUAUGAAGAGUCAGCUAACAUGUUGAACCUGCAAUAGAUAAUCUUCAAGCUUCGGGCACUUAUUCCAUUCUGAAUGCAGUUAAUUUUUGGGAUGCCCUGUAAAUAAAAGUUAUAGACCAUUACUCCAUGGAUUGCUGAAUGGUGUAAACUGGAGUUGGUACAUGCAGGACAUUGCACGAAGGGGACCGAAAACUUCAGGAGCUUGUUUUGGGGUUCUUCGAGCAUCAUAGGAUCAUGACUGGAACUGGUUCUGUUUCAUUCAAGUUAAUUACCAAGUACUAUUAUUAGUUUCUUAUUAGCAUUGAAUGAUUAACGAAAGAAUCAAGUUGUAAGAUAUUUUUGCCUAUUAGCUAUCAAUCCAUGUGAUUCUUUGAUGAAUCUUUUCUGACUUAAA
Theobroma umbraticum is the source of this 1908-nucleotide messenger RNA. It is a transcript of the gene SETH2, whose product is annotated as UDP-Glycosyltransferase superfamily protein. Gene Ontology annotation, biological process: GPI anchor biosynthetic process. Lineage: Eukaryota; Viridiplantae; Streptophyta; Magnoliopsida; Malvales; Malvaceae. Gene Ontology annotation, molecular function: phosphatidylinositol N-acetylglucosaminyltransferase activity. The record is from RefSeq and is a predicted model, not a curated record. Gene Ontology annotation, cellular component: glycosylphosphatidylinositol-N-acetylglucosaminyltransferase (GPI-GnT) complex.